AUAAUGAGGCGAAUAAGUUAUUUCUGGUUUUAAAUGAAGUAAUCUAAUAUAAGUAUAUAAACACACGCAUUAUUAAACGAGAUAUGUAGCUAACCUAAACUAACCAAACAUACAAACGAUUUAAAUAUUUUUCAGAACCAUAACAGAGACUCCAUUUUGGACAAAUCAUGGUUUCAAAGAAUAAAAAACGCUCAAAUCUCUACCGGAAUUGUGAUUCCGCCAGCUCACGAGGUGGCGGAAUUAAUCCGGUAGAUUGUGACGUAAUUCCGAUACAAAAUUCCGCUAGCGAGUGUUCAAGAAUAGGGUUUAGCAAAUUUCUGGUGGAAUCAAGUAAUUCCGCUAGCGGAAUUCUUCCAGCAGCGUCAAGAAUAGGGCCCCUGAACUCUCGCCUUGUUCGGCACGUCGCAAGGUCGUACCGUUCGCUUCUGGUUUUUGUCAUGUUGGUGAAACUAAAGUUUAGUUGUAUUGUUUCGGCAACGAUGCCUUGUUGUUUGUGGUUAUAUGUACGAAUGAAAAGUUAAACUAAUAAUAAAUGGACAGUUAAAGGUUUCGUGCUACCGCACGUAACGAGUUGGCGCUCUGUGCCUCCACACUCGAUAGUGGAGAAUGGGAGGGGUCUCAAGAGUGGAGCACUUGAUGGUUGAAAGGGGACGCAUUCCAUCCUUUCUUUCGGGCAAACAUUGCCACUGGAAAUGAGACAUGUAUUUCAUCUUUCCUUACUAUUUGAUAACGUGCAGCCACACUGAAUGCGAGACGAGGUUGAUGGGCGAAGCAGCCAGCAUGGGCGAAGCAGCCAGAAUGGGCGAAGCAGCCAGCAGGGAUGAAGCAGGCGAGACGGCAGUGUCUUCCAGAAGCAGUCUGUGCUCGAGACUGAAUGCCUGCGAAGACGUGGUGGCGAUGGCGGACCGCUGUUCCGAGGAUGGCGGUCCCGCGGUCGGCAAAGACGCGUGCAGGCGAGUGAGGAAGACUCUCUGUAAGGCAUCGAAGCGCAAGGACAAGCAGUGGAAUGUCAUGCUGAAGCUGAUGACAAAGCUGGGCGUGGAAGGACAAACGUUGCAACUGCAACAGGGGAACCCGAUAUGUGCGCUGAACAAUCUUUGCUUGAAGAACCGCUGGAAGCUGCCGGAGUACACCAAGGUCCAGGACUCGCCUGCUCAAGUGAAGUGCGUGUUCAUGGACCGGGUUGUGGUUGGUUCCGGGAGCAACAGGAUUGCUGCCAAGCAAGAUGCAGCACGUCAAAUCUUGGAUAUUUUGGAAACCUGAGUGUAACCGUUCAGCCCAGUGAGGGCGAUUAACAAAUAAAUCUCCAGUGUGAAAUGCCGAGCCAAGUGUUUCAGCUUUUUUAUUUAUUUAUUAGAAUUGUUUUUGAGUAUUAAAUUAGUUGUGUGGUAUAUUUCUGUUUUUAUUUACUUUAAAUUUUAUUGUGACUUGUUCUCAUUGUAUAGUUUUUUCCCCCUCAUAAAUUUAAUGGCUUGAUUUUAAUAUUCCUUGGAAAUUAUUGUGUUUUUGACUUCUUGUAUCGAUUGAAAUUCUGUUGUGAUAAAUCAAGUUUUUUCAACUUUA
Bacillus rossius redtenbacheri is the source of this 1563-nucleotide messenger RNA. RefSeq lists its product as uncharacterized. Bases 700 to 1263 code for a protein of 187 amino acids. The record is from RefSeq and is a predicted model, not a curated record. NCBI's taxonomy places the organism in Eukaryota, Metazoa, Arthropoda, Insecta, Phasmatodea, Bacillidae. The transcript has 3 exons.